This is a messenger RNA of Vicia villosa (hairy vetch), 699 nucleotides long. RefSeq lists its product as uncharacterized. Gene Ontology annotation, biological process: rRNA 5'-end processing. The transcript has 7 exons. Bases 1 to 537 code for a protein of 178 amino acids. The record is from RefSeq and is a predicted model, not a curated record. Lineage: Eukaryota; Viridiplantae; Streptophyta; Magnoliopsida; Fabales; Fabaceae.
AUGGGAGCAUGGUAUGAAGAGUUAUUAGAAGCAAUAAUGUUCAGAUUUGUGGCGGGUGUAUUUGUGUUAAGGCUAGAAUUGGAAGUAGAUAUAGGUUUUACUGGUGGUAAUGUUUUGGAACUGCGAGGACAGAAACUCGAGGACCGGAUAUUGAUAAUUGCCGAACAAGAAGAAGCUGAUGAGUUUAUCAUUGGACUUCCAAAAUCUUCCGACGGAAAUGAAACGACACAGUCAAACAUAGUACGUAGUGUUGCUGGAAGGCUGGCUGUUCGAGCUGCUGAGAGGGGUUGGAGAGUAUAUCUACACGAUGAACAUGGAACAACAGCAGAUGCCAUUGAUCGAAUGGUCAACAUGGGCUUGAGUAAGUCUACUAAACAGAAGAAACUUGAUGCAUAUGCUGCCACGAUGUUACUUGAGAGAUAUUUCUCGACAUCAGGUAAGAAAGCUGGACUUGUUUUGCCGAAGAAUCUUGAAUUACAAGAAAAACUUAGAAAGGGUCCUCCGGAAGAUGAAGAUUUUUUCUUCGACGAAGAUUGAUUACAGAAUAAAAGAGUUCAUACCAUUCCAUCAUUCUUGUUCACCAAGUUCAAAUGUGCACGAGGAAGUUGCAAGAAAAGUGGAAGAUAUUCAAAUGGCAGAUUUGGUAUGUUUGGAUUCCCAGUAUAGGAUGUAUGCAGUAAACAUUGAUAGAAUACUCAA